CAAGCUGUUCUGUCCCACAGCAAGCUCACCUACACCCCGGGAAGGUCUGCUGCUCCAUGGAGGACCCUGUGAUCCGCAUACCCCCCUACCACUAUGUCCAUGUGUUGGACCUCAACAGCAACGUCACCCGUGUGGAGGUUGGGCCCCACACCUACAUCCGGCAGGAUCACGAGAGGGUGGUGUUCACCCCCAGGCGCAUGGUGAUGGUGCCCCCCCGGCACUACUGCGUGGUGCUCAACCCUGUGGCCCGGGGCCCUACGGGGGCCGUGCUGGUCGAUGGAGUGGGGCAGGCCCGACUGCGGCAUGCUGACCUCGAUAUCCGCCUGGCCCAGGAGCCCUUCCCCCUAUAUCCUGGCGAGGAGAUCCAGCAGGGCGUCACCCCACUGCAGGUGGUGCUGGCUGACACUGCCCUGCGCCUGCGGGCCCUGCUUGACUUCAAGGAUGAGGAUGGGAACAAGUUUGUGGCAGGAGACGAGUGGCUCUUCGAGGGUCCUGGCACCUACAUCCCCCGCAAGGAGGUGGAGGUGGCCGAGACGCUGCAGGCCACUGUCAUUGGGCACAACCAGGCCAUCCACCUGCGAGCACGCAAGGAGUGCCUCGACCGCUAUGGCACCCGCCGCGUCACAGGUGAGGAGUGGCUGGUGAAGCAGGUGGGUGCCUACCUGCCCGGUGUCUACGAGGAGGUGGUGGAUGUUGUGGAUGCCUACAUCCUCACAGACAAGAAAGCCCUACACCUGCGGGCAACACGGACCUUUGAGGAUGAGGAGGGCCAGGUGCGGCGCACGGGUGAGGAGUGGCUGGUGACCCAGGCACAGAGCGAGGCCUACAUCCCGGAGGUGUUCGAGGAGGUGGUGGCCGAAGUGGCGGUGACAACGCUGGGCCCCCGGCAGUACUGUGUGGUGCUCGACCCUGUGGGGCCCAAUGGGCAGCCCCAGCUGGGCCAGCAGUGUGUUGUCAAGGGGGAGAAAUCCUUCUUUCUGCAGCCGGGUGAGCGACUCCAGGCUGGCAUCCAAGAUGUCUAUGUGCUCUCUGAGGAUGAGGGGCUGCUGCUCCAGGCGCUCCAGACCAUCAAGGACACCAAUGAGGGGACGGAGGUGAUGCGGCGCGCGGGUGACCGCUGGCUGGCCCGGGGCCCCCUCGAGUACGUGCCACCAGCUGAGGUGGCCGUGUUGGAGCGACGCCGGGCUGUGGCCCUUGCUGACAAUGAGGGCAUCUACGUGCGUGACAUCCGCACUGGCAAGGUGCAGGUGGUGACGGGCCAGACCUACAUGCUGACGGAGGCCGAGGAGCUGUGGGAGAAGGAGCCGCCCCCCGGGGGCGAGGCGCUCCCGGAUGUUGGGGUCCCUCAGCGUGAUCGCACCCGCGCUGUCACCUACCAGGUGCCCCACAAUGCCGCCGUGCAGGUCUACGACUACCGGGAGCGGCGGGGGCGGGGGGGGGUGGUGCUGGGCCCCGAGCUGGUGGUGCUGGGCCCUGGGGAGUUUUUUUUUCCCGGGGGGCCCGCCCCCCGCCCCCCCCCCCCCCGCCGCAGCCUCUGCCUCCGCCUCGGCCCUGACUUCUGCACUGACAUCGUCACCAUCGAGACGGCCGACCACGCCCGCCUCCAGCUCCAGCUGGCCUACAACUG
This is a messenger RNA of Phaethon lepturus (White-tailed tropicbird), 1627 nucleotides long. It is a transcript of the gene MVP, whose product is annotated as major vault protein. The record is from RefSeq and is a predicted model, not a curated record. Gene Ontology annotation, cellular component: cytoplasm; nucleus. Lineage: Eukaryota; Metazoa; Chordata; Aves; Phaethontiformes; Phaethontidae.